CGCGCCAGCUCCCAUCUCAUUAGGAGCGGCUCAGUGCAGCGGGACGGGGCGAAGCGGCUGGCGCCCGCGGAGCGCACCACACUGCCCGGAACGCGGCACCAUUCUCGUCCCUCCAGCUGCUCCCCCGGGACCUUCCAGCGGCUUCGCGCGCGCACGAUGCCUUCGGCCACCAGCCACAGCGGAAGCGGCAGCAAAUCGUCGGGACCACCACCGCCAUCGUCGGGUUCCUCCGGGAACGAGGCGGGGGCCGGGGCCGCUGCGCCAGCUUCUCAACACCCCGCCACCGGGACCGGCGCCGUCCAAACCGAGGCCAUGAAGCAGAUCCUGGGGGUGAUCGACAAGAAACUUCGCAACCUGGAGAAGAAAAAGGGUAAGCUUGAUGAUUACCAGGAACGAAUGAACAAAGGGGAAAGGCUCAAUCAAGAUCAGCUGGAUGCUGUAUCUAAAUACCAGGAAGUCACAAAUAAUUUGGAGUUUGCAAAAGAAUUGCAGAGGAGUUUCAUGGCAUUAAGUCAAGAUAUUCAGAAAACAAUAAAGAAGACAGCUCGUCGGGAACAGCUGAUGAGAGAAGAAGCUGAACAGAAACGUUUAAAAACUGUACUUGAGCUACAAUAUGUUUUGGACAAAUUGGGAGAUGAUGAAGUGCGAACUGACCUGAAACAAGGUUUAAAUGGAGUGCCAAUAUUGUCUGAAGAAGAGUUAUCAUUAUUGGAUGAAUUCUACAAGCUAGUGGACCCUGAACGGGACAUGAGCUUAAGGUUGAAUGAACAGUAUGAACAUGCCUCCAUUCACCUUUGGGACUUGUUGGAAGGAAAGGAAAAAUCUGUAUGUGGAACAACCUAUAAAGCUUUAAAGGAAAUUGUUGAGCGUGUUUUUCAGUCAAACUACUUUGAUAGCACCCACAAUCACCAGAAUGGGCUGUGUGAAGAAGAAGAAGCAGCCUCUGCACCUACAGGAGAAGACCAGGUAGCUGAAGCUGAACCUGAACCAGCAGAAGAAUACACUGAACAAAGUGAAGUUGAAUCAACAGAGUAUGUAAAUAGGCAAUUUAUGGCAGAAGCACAGUUCAGCAGUGGUGAAAAAGAGCAGGUAGAUGAGUGGACAGUUGAAACUGUUGAGGUGGUAAAUUCACUCCAGCAACAACCACAGGCUGCAUCUCCUUCAGUACCUGAGCCCCACUCUUUGACUCAGGUGGCUCAGGCAGAUCCCCUUGUGAGAAGACAGCGAGUACAAGAUCUAAUGGCACAAAUGCAAGGCCCUUACAAUUUCAUUCAGGACUCAAUGCUGGAUUUUGAAAACCAGACACUUGAUCCUGCCAUUGUAUCUGCACAGCCUAUGAAUCCAACCCAAAAUAUGGACAUGCCUCAGCUGGUUUGCCCUCCAGUUCAUUCUGAGUCUAGACUUGCUCAACCUAAUCAAGUGUCUGUACAACCAGAAGCUACACAGGUUCCGUUGGUUUCAUCCACAAGUGAGGGUUAUUCAGCGUCUCAGCCCUUGUACCAGCCUUCUCAUGCUACAGAGCAACGACCACAGAAGGAACCAAUUGAUCAGAUUCAGGCAACAAUCUCUUUAAAUACAGACCAGACUACAGCAUCAUCAGCCCUUCCUGCUGCUUCUCAGCCUCAAGUAUUCCAAGCUGGGACAAGUAAACCUUUGCAUAGCAGUGGAAUCAAUGUAAAUGCAGCUCCAUUCCAAUCCAUGCAAACGGUAAUGCAAAUUAAUCCAUUAGUUGGCACUUACCACGGUUCCCAGGACCAGUCCCAUCCAGUGACGGGCAACCACCAGCAGCCUCCUCAACAGAACACUGGAUUUCCUCGGGGCAGUCAGCCUUAUUACAAUAGUCGUGGUGUGUCUCGUGGAGGUUCCCGUGGUGCUAGAGGCUUGAUGAAUGGAUACCGGGGACCUACCAAUGGGUUCAGAGGAGGAUAUGAUGGUUACCGCCCUUCAUUCUCUAACACUCCAAACAGUGGUUACACACAGUCUCAGUUCAGUGCUCCCCGAGACUACUCUGGCUACCAGCGGGAUGGAUAUCAGCAGAAUUUCAAGCGAGGCUCUGGGCAGAGUGGACCACGGGGAGCCCCACGAGGUCGUGGAGGGCCCCCAAGACCCAACAGAGGGAUGCCGCAAAUGAACACUCAGCAAGUGAAUUAAUCUGAUUCACAGGAUUAUGUUUAAUCGCCAAAAACACACUGGCCAGUGUACCAUAACAUGUUACCAGAAGAGUUAUUAUCUAUUUGUUCUCCCUUUCAGGAAACUUAUUGUAAAGGGACUGUUUUCAUCCCAUAAAGACAGGACUACAAUUGUCAGCUUUAUAUUACCUGGAUAUGGAAGGAAACUAUUUUUACUCUGCAUGUUCUGUCCUAAGCGUCAUCUUGAGCCUUGCACAUGAUAUUCAGAUUCCUCACCCUUGCUUAGGAGUAAAGCAGUAUACUUUAGGGGAUAAUAAUAUCUCCAUAGUUAUUUGAAGUGGCUUGAAAAAGAGUAACUUCGGCUUUUGACAUUGGGUAAAAUAUACAAAUUAGCCCCAGAGUUAUUCAGUGGUAAUUGAAAAAACUAGGACAUUUUCCUUGAAAGGAAGAUGGAGGGAGUGGAGUGUGGUUUGGCAGAAGAACUGCAUUUCACAGUAUUUCCAUUUAAAUUGGAGCACAGAAUGUUUAGAUGCAUACCAAAUUAUGCAUGGGUCCUUAAUCACACAUGUAAAGCUGGCUAUUAGCUUUGACACAGCACUGUUCAUCUGGCCAAACGACUGUGAUUAAAAACACAUGUAAGUUGCUUAACAGCUGAUACUAUAUAAAACAGCCAGAAUGUAAAUUAGGCUUUGAUUGGCACCUUUUGAAAAAUAUGCAACAAAUAAUGGGAUAUAAUCUGGACAGGCUGCUUAUAUAUUUAAUGUGAAGUAUUUAGAUACCUUUUGAACUAUUAACAGUUUCUUUGAGACUUUCAUAAGGAUUGGUACUAUAUAUACAUAUAUAUAUAUAUCUAUAUAGAUAUGUCUAUCUGUAUAGAUCAUUCCUUAUGAUGUGUAUCGUCAUCACUAAUCCUUGAAUCUUUGUUGUAUUGUCACCUAAAUUGGUUCAGGUACUGAUGAAAAUCUUUAAUGGAUAAUCAUAACAUCUUUUGGUCACAUUUUUUCCCCUGCAGCUUGAGAGUUCUUUAAAGAAAAAGAUAAAAAUGCCUGCUGCUACCACCCAUUUAAAUUGCUAUCUUUUGAAAAGCACCAGUAUGUGUUUUAGAUUGAUUUCCCUGUUUUAGGGAAAUGACAGUCAAUAACUUCAGUUCUCAUGGUAAUAAAACAAAUAAAACGUGUUUAUAAAAGUUGUAUUUUGAAACACUGGAGUUCAACAGCUAGCAGCUUAUGUGAUUCACCCCACUCAUUGCUAGUGUCACAAAUUUUAAUGGUUAUCUCCAGCAGCUGUAUUAUACACACUUACCUUUUGUCUAAUUGAACUUUAAUUGAAUUCUCCUUGUCUCAUGGAGGCAUUUAUGUGAGAGUGGUAAUUCUUCCUCUUAGAUGCAUAGGGAGAGUCUUGAGUUUGAUAGAGAUGGAGAGUUUAGUAGUGGCUUAGUCAUAUGUACUGUGUUGGAAUUUGUGCUAGCAGUUUGAGCACUAGAUCUGUGUGCCUAAGAACUUAAUGCUGCUUGUUGUUUCGUUCCACUUUGACUUUAUGGAGAAUUACGCCCACCUAUUAAGCAAAGGCUACUAAGUUAAUGGUAUUUUCUGUGCAGAAAUUAAAUUUUAUUUUUAGCCUUUAGCUAAGGAAUUUUUCCAAUAGGUAUUCAAUUCCUUAAAGACAAAACAGUUAUUCUCAAACAUUCAUCAUUAGAGAACUGGAGGUUUUUUAAUUUUUAUUUUUGCUGGUUUUGUAACCUACUAAAAUGGAUAGGCUGUUGAACAUUCCACAUUCAAAAGUUUUGUAGGGUGGUGGGUAAUGGGGGAAUCUUCGAUGUUUAUUUUAAAAUAAAUAAAAGUAAGUUCUUGACUUUU
Molecule: messenger RNA, 3985 nt
Organism: Dipodomys ordii (Ord's kangaroo rat)
Lineage: Eukaryota; Metazoa; Chordata; Mammalia; Rodentia; Heteromyidae
Gene: Caprin1
Product: cell cycle associated protein 1
Exons: 18
Coding region: 157-2151 (664 amino acids)
Cellular component (GO): cytoplasm
Molecular function (GO): RNA binding
Source: RefSeq, a predicted model, not a curated record